UCCAGGGCUGGCUGCUGCUGCUGCUGCUGCUGCUGCCGCUGCCGCCGCCGCCGCCGCCGCCUGCCUAGUCCUUAAAUGAAGGCUGCGAGGUGCAGGAUAGUAGCAGUGGCGAAAUGCCUGGAGCUGGCCGCGGGCUGCAGUGAUGUUGCAUUGGAAUGAGGAAGUGGAGUGGAGAGGGGAGGGACCGAGAGCGGAGCUGCCUCCUGCCGCCGCGGCUCUGCUGCGAGGUGGAGCAGCAGCACAUGGAGCUGGAGAGGACUGGGAGAGCUGUCUUCUGCCAGCCCCGGCCAAAGCAGGUACCGUACACCGCUCAGCACCGCCGCCGCCGCCGCCGCCGUCGCCGCUUCCGGAGCCUCCCCCGCAGGCGGGCGCUCGGCGGCCAGGAUAACCUGAGGAAAAUGGAAACGGAUGAAGCUCAAGACAUGUCCCAAGUUUCAGGAAAGGAAAGUCCUUCAGGAAGUGAUGUACCUGAUGAUUCAGAUGAACCUAUGCCUGUGCCAGAAGAUCUUUCUACCACUUCAGGAGGACAGCAGAAUUCUAAGAAUGAAAGAGUUUUGGCCAGUAAUGUUAAAAUAGAGACUCAGAGUGAUGAAGAGAAUGGGCGUGCCUGUGAAAUGAAUGGGGAAGAAUGUGCGGAGGAUUUACGAAUGCUUGAUACCUCGGGAGAGAAAAUGAAUGGUUCACACAAUGGCCAAGGCAGCAAAGCUUUGUCAGGAGUUGGAGGCAUUCGACUUCCUAACGGAAAGCUAAAAUGUGAUAUCUGUGGGAUCAUUUGCAUCGGUCCUAAUGUGCUCAUGGUUCACAAAAGAAGCCACACUGGAGAACGCCCUUUCCAGUGCAAUCAGUGUGGUGCCUCUUUUACUCAGAAAGGCAACCUCCUCCGUCAUAUCAAGUUGCAUUCUGGUGAGAAGCCCUUCAAGUGUCAUCUCUGUAACUACGCAUGCCGCAGGAGGGAUGCCCUCACAGGUCACCUGAGGACUCAUUCGGUUGGUAAACCUCACAAAUGUGGAUAUUGUGGCCGAAGCUAUAAGCAGCGAAGCUCUUUAGAGGAGCAUAAAGAGCGCUGCCACAACUACUUACAAAGCAUGGGCCUCCCAGCCACUCUGUACCCAGUCAUUAAAGAAGAAACCAACCAUAGUGAAAUGGCCGAAGAUUUGUGCAAGAUUGGAUCUGAGAGAUCCCUCGUGCUGGAUAGACUAGCAAGUAACGUCGCCAAACGUAAGAGCUCUAUGCCUCAGAAAUUUGUGGGUGAGAAAUGCUUGCCAGAUAUCCCAUAUGAUGCCAGUGCCAAUUAUGAGAAGGAGAAUGAAAUGAUGCAGACCCAUGUCAUGGAUCAGGCUAUUAACAAUGCCAUCAGCUACCUAGGGGCUGAAUCUUUGCGCCCACUGGUGCAAACGCCCCCAGGCAGCUCCGAAGUUGUACCAGUUAUCAGCUCCAUGUACCAGCUCCACAAACCCCAUGCCGAUGGCCAUCCACGCCCGAACCACACAGCCCAGGACAGCGCCGUGGAGAAUCUGUUACUGCUCUCUAAGGCUAAAUCCAUCUCCUCGGAAAGAGAUGCCUCCCCAAGCAACAGCUGCCAAGACUCCACAGACACAGAGAGUAAUAAUGAGGAGCGGAGUGGCCUCAUUUACCUGACAAACCACAUAAACCCACAUGCCAGAAAUGGUUUGUCCAUAAAAGAAGAACACAGGCCCUAUGACGUCCUGAGGGCAGCAACUGACAAUUCCCAAGACGCUUUCAAAGUGAUCAGCAACAGUGGGGAGCCGAUGAAGGUCUAUAAAUGUGAACACUGCAGGGUCCUUUUUUUGGACCAUGUGAUGUACACCAUCCACAUGGGUUGCCAUGGCUUCCGUGAUCCUUUUGAAUGCAACAUGUGUGGCUAUCACAGUCAGGACAGGUAUGAAUUCUCUUCUCACAUUACACGAGGGGAGCACCGUUUCCACAUGAGUUAAAACACCCUUCUGUGCUAAUGUAAUGUGAGGGUUGAAUGUCUAGAGUUGCAUGAACAUCGACGCAUACCAAAAACUAAAAACAAAAA
Monodelphis domestica (gray short-tailed opossum) is the source of this 2041-nucleotide messenger RNA. It is a transcript of the gene IKZF1, whose product is annotated as IKAROS family zinc finger 1. Gene Ontology annotation, molecular function: RNA polymerase II cis-regulatory region sequence-specific DNA binding; DNA-binding transcription factor activity. The record is from RefSeq and is a predicted model, not a curated record. Gene Ontology annotation, biological process: regulation of transcription by RNA polymerase II. Lineage: Eukaryota; Metazoa; Chordata; Mammalia; Didelphimorphia; Didelphidae.